Messenger RNA from Desarmillaria tabescens, 484 nucleotides. RefSeq lists its product as uncharacterized. The coding region runs from base 92 to 448 and encodes 118 amino acids. The record is from RefSeq and is a predicted model, not a curated record. NCBI's taxonomy places the organism in Eukaryota, Fungi, Basidiomycota, Agaricomycetes, Agaricales, Physalacriaceae. The transcript has 2 exons.
CCAAUAAAUAAUAUUAAAAUUACAGAACUAAAACCGACAUUCAUUCCCUUGUAGUAUCUUCUGAAACCUGCAUAAUGGCUUGUACUUGCUCAUGUACUGCAUCUUCACCAUCCUCAUAAUCGCUAUCAUCGCUAUCUGCAUCGGAAAUCCUACUGACAACAGCAUAUUCAUGAUCUAUGCUCAUGUCAUUGCCAUCACGAUCUUCCAACCCAAACCCAGAAAGUCGCGCAGCUGCUAUCCCUACUUCCACACUUCCAGUGAAACCAGCACAUCAGUAAGUUCACCUCCAUGUGGUAUGUAUGGCAUGCAUGGCUUGUAUAUGAGAAUUUCAGUCAUACAUAUCCAUGCAUCACCAUGCCCACAGAAUUUAGCCAUGCAGACCACACCACUAUGCGGUGGUUGUAUAGUUGCAUGGCUGUUGUGCAGAAGUUCUUGGUUUUGGGGAUGAUUUGUGCACUGAACUGCAGAAAAAUGACAAUUCGGA